AUGUCGUGGCAAGUGGUUCUUCCUUACGUGGACAAGGCACCAUGUCCACUAAAAAUGGCGCAGGCGCGUGCAAUGGUGCGCCAUGAAGCGGAAUGCAAAGAAGAGGAGGGGAGGGCGUAUGGAGAGAAGCUUUGCGUCUUGCGAGAUGUCCAAAGGAGAAACAUGGACGAGUACAAUAAAUUUAGAAGUGAGAUGCGCGCGGCACGCAGAGAACUUCUUCUGCUUUUGGCCUCUCAGAACUCAAACUCACUUAUGAGGAAACGGGUGCGGUCACAAGACGUGACAGCGGAUUGCGAGAUGUUGUGUUUUGAGGGGCUUCUCACCGAAUCGUUGGGUCUGGAGUUGCUCCUGCAAUUUGGAGAAGGGCACAGUAGAGAGUACGCGGUCGCAGCGGCGGUAUUAGAGGCCUUGCAGUGCACACAAGAGGCGCUGCAUGCCACGAGGCGGCGCACGGAGGAAAUCAACGCUUUACGCUGCGUGGAGCAACAGCAGUGUGCGAAGCUGCUAGCCGCAAAGGAACGAGUAGCAAGCAGACGUUUGGAAAAGAUUCGCGCACUUGAAAAAGUAUUGCGUGACGCUGAGGGCCCACGUCAUGGCUCAAAAUUGUUGGAUUUGCUGGAAUAA
This is a messenger RNA of Trypanosoma cruzi, 624 nucleotides long. RefSeq lists its product as uncharacterized. The coding region runs from base 1 to 624 and encodes 207 amino acids. The record is from RefSeq and is a predicted model, not a curated record. NCBI's taxonomy places the organism in Eukaryota, Euglenozoa, Kinetoplastea, Trypanosomatida, Trypanosomatidae. The transcript has a single exon.